This is a messenger RNA of Closterium sp. NIES-65, 2156 nucleotides long. The record is from the annotation of a GenBank genome assembly. Lineage: Eukaryota; Viridiplantae; Streptophyta; Zygnematophyceae; Desmidiales; Closteriaceae.
AGUUGGGGCACUCCAUGCACGAGUAUGCAGAGUUCGGCCAUGCAGCCCAUUGGCUGUACAAGGAGAGUGAUACUCCUGACUCCGCCCCCUCUACAGAACCUGAAUCGCCGUCCAAUGAGAACGUGCCACCUGUACAGCCAGGCAGCAAUCAGCAGCCGCAGCAGCAGGGUGGUUCAACCUCCUCCUCCUCCUCCUCCUCCUCCUCCUCCUCCUCCUCCUCCUCCUCCUCCUCUUCUCUCCUCUCCUCCUUCACCUCGUCUGUCUCCUCCAAAGUAUCCUCCUUCCUCUCCUCUCCUUCCCCUUCUGACCCUUCUGCUUCUGCUGGUGCUGCUUCUGAUGCUGCUGCUGCUUCUGGUGCCGCUGAUAGCGGUCGGGAGAGGAGGCGUGCAACAGGCAAGUUCCAGCCGUUUUCAGCCACGGAUUUUGAGAACCAACCGUUCGAGGGCAUUGGUAGCAGCGGUAUGACUGUGAGUGGCUCUAAAGGGGGAACGAUGAGCAACAGGAGCAGAGAGGGGAGUUCAGCCACGGAUUUUGAGAAGCAACCGUUUGAGGGGUUUGCCAGCAGCGGUAUGACUGGAAGUGGUUCCAAAGGGGGAACGAUGAGCAACAGGGGGAGGGAGAGCUCUAAGGGUGAGACGCAGAGCAACAGGAGCAACAGUGGAAGCGGGGAGAUCGUUGGAAGGAGUUUCAAAGGGGGGACGCAGAGCAACACAAGCAACAGUGGGAGUAUGGAGAUUUCUCAAGGGACUUCCAGGGGAGGGACGCAGAGCAACACAAGCAACAGUGGGAGUAUGGAGAUUUCUCAAGGGACUUCCAGGGGAGGGACGCAGAGCAACAGGAGCCUGCAAGGGAGGAUGGCUGCUAGCAGCAGGGCGACUAGCAGCAGCAGUGAGCGCACAGAUGCUGCAACAGUGAGAGUGGGGUCUAGUGGUUUGGAAGGGGAGAUAGAGAAGCAGCAGCAGCUGCAGCAGCAGCAACAGCAGCAGGAGGAGCAGGAGGAGCAGGAGGACAAAUUGCGUGUGGUGCCUGUGGCUACUGUACCCCCGGCUGCAGCUGUUUUGUCUGAUGUGGGGGAGGUGGAUCAGGUGGAGGGUGACUUGGAGGAGGAAGGAGAGGGGGAGGCAGCAGGGGGAGUUCAGGAAAAUUCAGUUUCUCGGCUUGCUAAGAUACAGCUACCUAAUGGAAAAGUGAUAUUGGAGGGGCAUCCAGCCUUGAGGGUAGAAGAUGGGAAGUUAUUAACCUCUGUGGUGGUUAGUUCGGAGAAUUCUGGAAACACUCUUCUUGUCGCGUCGAGUUUUUCCCUGCCUGCCCGAGAUACGCUCGUGGCUGCCCGGAGCGGGCCGCAGGGGAAGCGGUGGGCGGCGAACGUUCGUCUUUUUGCGCGGGUGAAGGAUACUUGCACUAUUGCUGCUACUGCUGCUGAUGUCACGACUAGCAUGGGUGGAGACAGUAACAUGGCUAGUGGUGGCAUUAGCAGCUCGAGUGGUAACAGCGGGGUUGACGGGAAGGAGGCGCCACUCUCGUCUGCUGCACGAAUAAACAACAAGGUUCGGCUUCUCCGGUCCAUGCUGCAAUGGGAGCGGGAGGUUCGGCACGAGGCAGCACCGGAUGGCACCCUGGCUGGUCUUGGCAUAGAUAGCACUAGUAGCAGCAGCAGCUUUGGCAGCAGUGGUGGUGGCAGCAGCGGCAGUGGCAGCAGUGGUGGUGGCAGCAGCGGCAGUGGCAGCAGUGGAGGGGAGGGGGAUGAGAUGGGAGGGGAGCGGGAUGGGACAGGACAAGACAGCCUAGUGGACGCUGUUGCUCUCAGUGAAGUUCUCGUUAUAAGCUGGCCUGGUGGUGAGAUAGUGCGCUUACCAGCUGGCAGUCUGGCAGGUGAUUUUGCCCGCCUACGAGCCAAGGCGGCCACAGGGGAUGCAGCAGCAGCGGCUGCAGUCAUCUCAUCCGACGGGCUGCGCCUCUCCCUCUCCCCCACCACCGCCACUCCCUCUGCCUCGGGCUCUAGAGUCGUUAGUGGGGCCCGGGGCUAUGGAGACGUUUCCAGUGCGGUGCUGUGCCCGGCAGAGGAGUCUAUCUUUGUGAAUGGGAAGCGGGUGGAUCCCAGCACACGGCUUAGAGAUGGGGAUCUGGUGGAGGUGCGCUGUGUGGAGGAGCUGUAG